AUGACAGAACAAACUCUGGAAGCCACGGUGGUUAAUAAUUCACCUGCUCCCACGAUUCCUAAAAUUAAACGAGAAAAACCAACUCCGGAAGAAAUUGAAGAACGAAGAAAAUUAAAGCAACUCGAAGUAGUUCCAGAAGGGUUUUCAAGAAAACAAUGGAAACGAGAAUUGAAAAAACAAAGAUGGCAAGAUACAAAACAAGAAUACCUUGAAGUUCAACGAGAAAAGAAACGACUUGCACGUCAAAGAAAACGGGAAAGAUUGAAGGAUCUUGAUGAAAAUGAUGAAUUACGUAAAGCUCAACCCAUCCCAUCUCGACAAAUAUCAACUAAUAAUGUAUCAGUUAUUAUUGAUUGCGAUUUCGAUGAAUUGAUGCAUGAAAAGGAGAUUGUUUCUCUUUCAAACCAAAUCAAAGCGUGUUAUUCAGCCAUGAGACAUUGUACAUAUAAACUCCCAAUACAAAUUACAUCGUUCAACAAACGACUCAAGCAGAGGUUUGAAGCACAAUUACAUGAUUACCAUCUUUGGCAAGGCAACAUAUCUUUUACUGAUCGAUCUUUGACCGAAUAUGUUACUGGUGCCCCUAAUUCUGAAUCAAAAGAUAAUGACGGUAACAGUAACAGUAACACCACUAAUUCAACAGACACGAUCAACACUGAAAAUUUGGUAUAUCUCACCGCUGAUACUGAUGAAGAAAUUACCAAAUUGGAACCAAAUCAUACAUAUAUUAUUGGUGGGAUAGUUGAUAAAAAUCGUCAUAAACAACUUUGUUAUAAUAAAGCCAAAGAAUUAGGUAUAAAAGUGGCAAGAUUACCAAUUGGUAAAUAUAUAGAGAUGAAUGGUAGACAUGUUUUAGUGACUAGUCAUGUUUAUGAAUUGCUUUGUAAAUGGUUUGAAAAUGAUGGUGACUGGGAAACAGCUUUCAAUAAAGUGUUGCCACCAAGAAAGAUCAAACUGAAAAGUCCUUCAUAA
This is a messenger RNA of Candida albicans SC5314, 972 nucleotides long. RefSeq names its product tRNA (guanine(9)-N(1))-methyltransferase. The record is from RefSeq and is a predicted model, not a curated record. The transcript has a single exon. The coding region runs from base 1 to 972 and encodes 323 amino acids. Lineage: Eukaryota; Fungi; Ascomycota; Pichiomycetes; Serinales; Debaryomycetaceae. Gene Ontology annotation, biological process: tRNA N1-guanine methylation. Gene Ontology annotation, cellular component: nucleus. Gene Ontology annotation, molecular function: tRNA binding.